Molecule: messenger RNA, 1313 nt
Organism: Botrytis byssoidea
Lineage: Eukaryota; Fungi; Ascomycota; Leotiomycetes; Helotiales; Sclerotiniaceae
Exons: 4
Coding region: 857-1192 (111 amino acids)
Source: RefSeq, a predicted model, not a curated record
UUGACCACUAAGUUUAGAACAUUCCGUCUUGAGUAGCAUCGUCUCGCACGCCAUUUGUAGCCAUGGUUUGACUGCCAAACAUCGUGAAGUUAACGAUGCAGUCAGACCUUGACGAACGAUGUGACAUGAUUUGACAGUCAAAGUCAAGGGAGUUAACAGUCAGAAUAAGUGUGUGUGAUGAAGGAAAAUUCCUGAUGAGAGCACUCUGGCGCACGCAGGCGUUGACCGAAAUUAAUUGCGUAUCUAAAGAUUCUUUCCUGUUUCCAACUCUGUACUAGAAGGUUGAAGAAUGGUUUAGACAUGCGCGGUCCGGCACUACAUAGUAGUUUCAAGAAUAGACUCAUCGAACAUUUGAUUCAUCUCAACCCUGAAUGUUACGAUCCUGACUCUUUUAAUAUGACAAUAGUAUCCAGGAGGCGAACAUGGCAUGAUCUGACACUGCAACUUCACUGUCAUAUCAUAUCCUCACAUGGGUGAGCUCUUGGCCAGCACUGGUGAUGUCUUUAGAUGCGAGAGCGGUCAUCCAACCACUUGCUGAAGCUCAUCACGAUCUUGCCCCCCUCCAGCUAUAUAAGAUAGUCUAAAGCUGCAACUAUUUGGAUUCAGACCAUCACUCCAAUCAAGAUCUUCAUAACUCCAUACACACUCCUAUCAACUUUAUCAAAGCUUCAAAUCUCCAGCAAUGGCUAUCACUGACCCGAUCAUCGUUUCAAAAAAUUUGCCAACAAUUUACCUCGAUCUCCUCCGAGCCGAGAAUGAAGCAGAGGGCAAGAAGUUGCUCGACGCUUGUUGAAGCUAUGGGUCCUUCUAUCUCGAUUCGACCAGCGACCCAGAGUUAUGCAAGCUCUGGGAUGAAAUGCUCCUAGUGAUGAAGCAUUAUUUCGAACAUUCGCUUAAAGUUAAGAAGCAGGACGGUCGAGGGGAUGACAAUUUUGGUUAUGAAGGUAUGGGUACCGAAGAGUGCCCCAAGCCCAAAACAAGAGACGGCCGCGAAUCUCUCAAAAUUUCCCGUCCAGCAUUUCUCAAAGGUUCAGCUUUUAACGUAUUCAAGAGCCCAAGUACCUUGGAUGCGAAUGGGCAGUUUUUGACGGGUAUGACGGCGGAGAACGAAAGGUUUGUGGAGCGUGAUAGUAAGGUGGUAAAGGAUCAAGGAUCGCCUGAGGAUCAGAUUAAAGCGCGUAUCAGUGGCUAGUGAGCAUAUAGCCCUGGUGGCUGGAGGUUCCUAGUUGGUGGAUGAUGUGGCUGGUGAAGCUGAAGUGACAUGAAUAUCUAGAAUCCGAGACAAGAUACGAUAUAUAACCUAUCCCUAGGUC